Messenger RNA from Danio rerio (zebrafish), 1239 nucleotides. RefSeq names its product potassium channel, subfamily K, member 13b (gene kcnk13b). The record is from RefSeq and is marked provisional. NCBI's taxonomy places the organism in Eukaryota, Metazoa, Chordata, Actinopteri, Cypriniformes, Danionidae.
AUGGCUUGCCGGUCUGGAUGCUGCUGCAACAGCAUCGGCAGCUUCAAUGAAGACAAUGCGAGGUUUCUGAUGCUGGCUUUGCUGAUCAUCAUCUACUUGCUGUGCGGGGCAGCGGUGUUUUCGGCGCUCGAGCAGCCGAAAGAGAAGCUGGCCAAGGAGAGAUGGGCUCAGAGGAUCGAGCAGUUCACGAACAAGUACAACCUGAGUCAAGACGACCUGAAGAACUUCUUGAGGAACUAUGAGGAGGCCAAUGUGGCGGGAAUCCGCGUGGACGCGACCCGCGCGCGCUGGGAUUUUGCAGGAGCUUUUUAUUUCGUCGGAACUGUGGUUUCAACUAUCGGUUUUGGGAUGACGACACCCGUCACUAUUGCUGGGAAGAUAUUCUUGAUCUUUUAUGGACUAAUCGGUUGUGCCGCCACCAUUUUGUUCUUUAACCUCUUCCUGGAACGUGUCAUCACCGUGAUUGCAUUUGUUUUGAAAUUCUGCCAUGAGCGCAGAGAAAGUCGAAAAGCAGGCCCGACUCAAAACUGCCGUCGUCCUUCCACCGACAACAGAGACAGGCGCACAGACAGCUUGGCCGGCUGGAAACCUUCAGUGUACUGUGUGAUGCUCAUCUUGGGAGUUGCUGCCAUCUUGGUCUCCUGCUGUGCAUCUGCUAUGUACUCGGCAGCCGAGGGUUGGGACUACCUGGAUGCCCUCUAUUUCUGUUUUGUAGCUUUCAGCACUAUUGGUUUUGGGGAUAUGGUGAGCAACCAGCGUGAGAUAUAUGAGGCUCAGGUGGCGUAUAGGGUGGGCAACUUCCUUUUCAUCCUAACAGGGGUGUGCUGCAUCUACUCGCUGUUCAACGUUAUUUCCAUUGUAAUAAAACAAGUUCUCAAUUGGCUUCUUCGGAGAUUAGAGACUCCCUGCCAUUGUCCAGGCCGUGGGAAUCGCCAUCCAAGGAGGAAUGCUGUCGUCCCUGGCCACAUGAGAUCCCGGAGGGAAAACUCUAUCGAGACUGAUGCAGUCAAUGACAGUGAGGCAGAUGGACGGCGGAUGUCUGGAGAGAUGAUCUCCAUGAAGGACUUCCUGGCUGCCAAUAAAGUUAAUCUGGCCAUCAUGCAGAAGCAGCUGUCAGAGAUGGCCAAUGGACACCCUCGCCAGUCAGGGAGCAGCUCACGGCACAAUGAAUUCUCCGGAGGAGUCGGAGCACUGGGAAUCAUGAACAACCGACUGGCUGAGACCAGUGUAGACAGAUAA